This is a messenger RNA of Trachemys scripta elegans, 1567 nucleotides long. RefSeq names its product UDP-GlcNAc:betaGal beta-1,3-N-acetylglucosaminyltransferase 7 (gene B3GNT7). Gene Ontology annotation, cellular component: membrane. The coding region runs from base 1 to 1233 and encodes 410 amino acids. Gene Ontology annotation, molecular function: hexosyltransferase activity. Lineage: Eukaryota; Metazoa; Chordata; Testudines; Emydidae. The transcript is spliced from 2 exons. The record is from RefSeq and is a predicted model, not a curated record.
AUGCAACCUUGCCUUAACCAUACAUCUUGUCUCUUUAGGAAGAAGACAAUCUACAAAAGUGCCUGCCUGUCCUUUGUGCUGGUGAUCAUGGUGACGGUGCUGCAGAGGGGGAUGACUCCUAGCCAUUUCAUUCAGGGCCAGCAGCAGAAAGAAUUGCACCAAGAGCCCGUGAAAGCUCAGAAGAGAGAUGGCAGCUUCUCCAAGACCGGCAACUUCUGGAAGAGCAAGAAGGAGAAGACCCACCUGGAGGUGGAGGGAGUCACUGAGAACCAGGUGAAAUCCUGGGAUGUCACCACUAUCAAUUGCACGGCCAACCAGAACAUCAGCAAGUUGGACUGGUUCAAGGGGCUGGAACCCAACUUUCGGCAGUUCCUGCUUUACCGGCACUGUAGGUACUUCCCCAUGCUGAUCAACCACCCGGAGAAGUGCAGGGGUGACAUUUACCUGCUGAUUGUGGUCAAGUCUAUCAUCACGCAGCACGACCGGCGGGAGGCCAUCCGAAGGACCUGGGGCCAGGAGAAAGAGGUGGAUGGGAAAAAGAUCAGGACUCUCUUUCUGCUGGGCACGGCCGCCAAAGAAGAAGAGAGGGCCAACUACCAGAAGCUGCUGGAUUAUGAGAACCACAUCUAUGGGGAUAUCCUACAAUGGGAUUUCCUGGACAGUUUCUUCAACCUCACCCUCAAGGAGGUCCAUUUCCUAAAGUGGCUCAACAUCUACUGCGACAGCGUUCGCUUCAUCUUCAAGGGGGAUGACGACGUCUUCGUCAGCCCCAACAACAUCCUGGAGUUCCUGGACAACAAGAAGGAAGAAGACCUGUUUGUGGGGGACGUUCUGUACAAAGCCAGGCCGAUCCGGAAGAAAGAGAACAAGUACUACAUCCCCAGCGCCCUCUACAACAAGAACAGCUACCCACCCUAUGCGGGUGGUGGAGGUUUCCUCAUGGAUGGGCCCCUGGCCAUAAAGCUCCACAAGACCUCGGAGACCUUGGAGCUGUACCCCAUCGAUGACGUCUUCCUGGGGAUGUGCCUGGAGGUCCUCAAGGUGGCGCCAGUCAGACACGAGGGCUUCAAAACCUUCGGCAUUGUGAAGAACAAGAACAGCAAGAUGAACAAGGAGCCGUGUUUCUACCGGAGCAUGAUGGUGGUUCACAAACUGUUGCCCCUGGAGCUGCUCCAGAUGUGGAACCUGGUCCACAGUAACUUAACCUGCUCCAGAAAGCUCAACGUCCUUUAGCAUGUGGCUUCCUUGAGGAGCUGUGGCAGGAAGGGUUGGAGCAUCUAGAACCUUGUCUUGGGGGGCGAGGGGAAAGAACCUAGAACCAGAUGAAGGCAACAAACUAUUCUGGGACUACUCCAGAGCCUUCCCUUCCGGCGACGAGAGGAGAGAGACUGUGGUCGGGGGGAGGGAAGGUUUCUAAUGGGGUAUUUCUGUACUGUACUGCAUUUUUUAUCCCCAACUGGGUUGGGGGGUUGCUAAAAAAGAAAAAGGAGGAUGAGAGAAAAGAGAGAGAGAACAAGGAUCAUCUUGGGGAAAACUUCUGGGUGCUACAUUUCAGGAAAGAUGUGGA